AUGCCCGUCAUUGAGAUCACCAGCAAAGCUGACUUCAUGGACAAAAUUCUCGGCUCGGAGGAGCCUGUCAUUCUCGACUGCUACGCUGAAUGGUGCGGGCCCUGCAAGGUUAUCGCGCCCAAGAUCGAGGAGUGGAGCAAUGUCUAUUCCAAGGUCAAGUUCUACAAGGUGGAUGUUGACAAGCUCGAUGAUGUUGCACAGGAGCUUGGUGUGAGGGCGAUGCCGACUUUCGUUCUCUUUAAGGGUGGACAGAAGGUUACUGAGGUUGUUGGGGCUCGUUUACCCGCAAUCGAGCAGGGGAUCAAGUCUCUUCUGGAGGAGUGA
This is a messenger RNA of Penicillium bovifimosum, 324 nucleotides long. RefSeq names its product thioredoxin family protein. The coding region runs from base 1 to 324 and encodes 107 amino acids. The record is from RefSeq and is a predicted model, not a curated record. NCBI's taxonomy places the organism in Eukaryota, Fungi, Ascomycota, Eurotiomycetes, Eurotiales, Aspergillaceae. The transcript is spliced from 2 exons. Gene Ontology annotation, molecular function: protein-disulfide reductase activity.